This is a messenger RNA of Chaetomium globosum CBS 148.51, 1203 nucleotides long. RefSeq lists its product as uncharacterized. The coding region runs from base 1 to 1203 and encodes 400 amino acids. Gene Ontology annotation, cellular component: cytoplasm. The record is from RefSeq and is a predicted model, not a curated record. Gene Ontology annotation, molecular function: GTP binding; ATP hydrolysis activity; ATP binding. NCBI's taxonomy places the organism in Eukaryota, Fungi, Ascomycota, Sordariomycetes, Sordariales, Chaetomiaceae. The transcript has 4 exons.
AUGGCUCCCAAGAAACCCGUGGUCGAGGAGAAGAUCCUCCUGGGCCGUCCCGGAAACAACCUGAAGAGCGGCAUUGUUGGGCUAGCAAACGUUGGCAAGUCCACGCUUUUCCAGGCCAUCACCAAGUGCACCCUGGGCAACCCUGCAAACUUCCCUUAUGCUACUAUUGACCCUGAGGAGGCCCGCGUCAUCGUCCCUGAUGCCCGCUAUGACUGGCUGUGCGAGAAGUACAACCCCAAGUCGCGGGUGCCUGCCAACCUCACAGUUUAUGACAUCGCUGGUUUGACCCGUGGUGCCUCAACAGGUGCUGGUCUUGGCAAUGCCUUCUUGUCUCACAUUCGCGCCGUCGAUGCCAUCUUUCAGGUUGUGAGGUGUUUCGACGAUGCGGAGAUUAUCCACGUCGAAGGUGACGUCAAUCCGACCCGCGACCUCGACAUCAUCGGCGAGGAGCUGCGGCUGAAGGACAUCGAGUUUGUCGAGAAGGCGCUCGAGAACCAAAAGAAGAAGACACGCCAGGGCGGUCAGUCUCUCCAGAUGAAGCAAUGGAAGGCUGAAGAAGCGACGAUCGAGAAGAUCCUUGCCUGGUUGAAGGAGGGUAAGGAUGUCCGCAAGGGCACCUGGACUUCUAAGGAGGUAGGCCGCUUAUUUCCUGUUGAGGUCAUCAAUCCGCUUUUCCUCCUGUCAGCUAAGCCGGUGGUCUACCUGGUCAACCUUUCGGAGAAAGACUACAUCCGGAAGAAGAACAAGUAUCUCCCCAAGGUCGCUGAGUAUCUCAAGGAGCAUGCCGAGGGCGACCCCAUUAUUCCUAUCUCAGUCUCCUUCGAGGAGCGGCUGACUCGGUUUGAGACCGAGGCGGAGGUUGCAGAUGAGUGCAAGAAGGUUGGCGCAGAGUCUGCGCUGCCCAAGAUCAUCGUUCAGAUGCGCAAGGCGCUCAACCUAGGCAGCUUCUUCACUGUUGGCCCCGAUGAGGUCCGCCAAUGGACGAUCCGGAACGGCACCAAGGCGCCGCAAGCGGCGGGUGUCAUCCACACUGACUUUGAGAAGACCUUCAUCCAGGUCAUUGUGUACAACUACAACGUCCUCAAGGAGCUCGGCGACGAGUCCGAGGUGAGGGCGAAGGGCAAGGUCAUGACCAAGGGCAAGGACUACGUGGUCGAGGACGGCGAUAUCUUGCUGAUCAAGGCUGGUGCUGCCAAGGCCUAA